Polyodon spathula (Mississippi paddlefish) is the source of this 279-nucleotide messenger RNA. Its product is annotated as trace amine-associated receptor 7a-like. The transcript has 3 exons. The record is from RefSeq and is a predicted model, not a curated record. Lineage: Eukaryota; Metazoa; Chordata; Actinopteri; Acipenseriformes; Polyodontidae. The coding region runs from base 1 to 279 and encodes 92 amino acids.
AUGAUUCAGUACAUAGAAACCUAUCUGAUAGUUACUUUUCUCUUGCCUUGUUCUACAAUGGUAAGUGUAUAUACAAAAAUAUUUAUAGUUGCAAAAAUGAUGUGCAAGAUGAUGGGUACUCUCACAUGGGUAGUUUAUUUUAACUCCAGCAUUAAUCAAAUUAUCCAUGCCUUGUUUUAUCCCUGGUUUCAGAAGUCACUGAAACUUAUACUAACAUUUAAGAUAUUUAGCCCAGCAUCCUGUUUGACUAAUUUGUUUCCAGAAACUCAGUUUUGUUAA